GCAACUGGCCGCUGAGAGGAAAGAAAUCCACGGUUUUUGAGGGAGGCACCUUGGUCCCGGCCUUCAUGUACAGCAGAGUUCUGUUCCCUGAUGCUCCGCGGGAUUACAACGGUCUGCUUCACGUCACAGACUUACCUGUCACCAUCAUCAACCUGGCAAACAACUCAACCACACCAGUGGUCAUCCCCAACGUAGAUGGCAAAAAUCAAUGGCUAGCAAUAAAGCAGAACGGGUCGAGCAAAAGGGACAAGAUGGUGUAUCAGAUGUGGCUGGAUGUAGGAGCUGUAAGAGUUGGCCAGUUCAAGCUCGUCUACCAUAAAAGAGGUCCGUGUUCCGGGUGGCAAAAUCCUCUUUCAGGCGUUAACACAACUCUCCCCGAAAACGUGGACGAUUGCAAAGGGUAUAUGCUGUUCGACUUGAACAACGACCCUUACGAAAUAAACGAUUUGUCUAAAGACCCGCAAUACACCCAGCAAAUGAGCAUCGUGAUGAAUUAUUUUAACAAGGAGAAGGCGAGAAGAAUACCUGCUCAGAUCUCAGGUAUGGAUCCCAACAUGCCUGGUGCUGGUGCAGACUGGACACCCGGGUGGUGUGAUGCAGCCAAUUCAGCCUAACAAUGUUACUGACCUGACACCCAGGAAGAGUUAUUACAAUUGUCAAUGUACCCAUCAUUGUCUAGGCCAUGAAACGAGCGAUUACAAAAUGCUCACUGAAGAUAAAUUACGAUGAAUCUGAUGUUAUAUUGAAUUACUUGUGAAAGUAAACAAACAUCUUCGCAUC
Molecule: messenger RNA, 780 nt
Organism: Pomacea canaliculata
Lineage: Eukaryota; Metazoa; Mollusca; Gastropoda; Architaenioglossa; Ampullariidae
Product: arylsulfatase B-like
Exons: 2
Coding region: 66-614 (182 amino acids)
Source: RefSeq, a predicted model, not a curated record